Messenger RNA from Lodderomyces jiufengensis, 3732 nucleotides. RefSeq lists its product as uncharacterized. The transcript has a single exon. The coding region runs from base 1 to 3732 and encodes 1243 amino acids. Gene Ontology annotation, cellular component: membrane. The record is from RefSeq and is a predicted model, not a curated record. Gene Ontology annotation, molecular function: ABC-type transporter activity; ATP hydrolysis activity; ATP binding. Lineage: Eukaryota; Fungi; Ascomycota; Pichiomycetes; Serinales; Debaryomycetaceae.
AUGAAUAAUUUGUUAGGUGUUCCUGAAUCUGAUCGAGUACUGUUGCAAGUUCGAGAAUUAUCAAUACAAGUAUUGGAUAAAAAACAACAAAAAAAUCACCAUAAUGAUCCCGAGAAGGUACUAAGUAAAAUCAAAAUCUUGAAUAAUGUCUCAUUUGAUUUGCCGUGUGGAGAAAUACUAGCAAUUAUGGGAGGAAGUGGUAGUGGUAAAACAACUUUAUUGAAUACUCUAUUGGCCAGAAUUAAUUUCAAAAAUAAGAAACUAAAAUUCACUGGAAUUAUUAAAUAUUCAACAUCAUCAAACUUGAAACACAUCAAUAAUUCAUAUCUUUUACAGGACGAUGUUUUUUUGCCUGGUUUAACGGUUUUAGAAACUAUGAAAUUUCAAGCUGAUUUGAAACAACCUUCUCAUAUUUCAAAAGAUGAAAAAUUGGAAUUUAUUAAUUACUUAUUAAAAACACUAGAAAUAGAUCAUUUAAAGGACCAAAUUAUAAUGUCAUUUACUAAAAAAAUAUUAUUAUCAGGUGGUGAACAAAGAAGAUUAUCUUUGGCUAUUGUAUUGCUAGAUAAACCAUCAAUAUUAGCAUUAGAUGAACCAACUACAGGAUUAGAUUCACUUAGUUCUUUAACAUUAAUGAGAUUACUAAAAAAGUUAGCCAGUCCAGAAAUUGGAAUCACUAUUAUUUUGUCUAUUCAUCAACCAAGAGUAGAAGUCACUGAAUUAUUUGAUAAAAUUUGUUUAUUAACUUCUGGUGGUAGAAUGGUAUAUUAUGGUAAACCUACAGAUUCAACUAAUUAUUUCAACCAGUUAACUUUCCUAAAAGAUGAUUUAAAUGAUAGCGUAUCCUCAAAUUAUAUUGAUUAUAUUAUGAAACUUUCAGUAAAGGAUUCAUCAACAAAGUCAAAUGAAAAUGAAAGUUCACAAAGAAUUAAUAAAUUAGUGGAAAACUGGGAUCAUUACACAAGUUGGCCACCAGUAACUACCGAUCAAACUUUUGCAACUUUACCAAAAUUGUUUCAAAGGCUGAAUCAAAACAAAAUUUCUUUCCUACAAGAACUAUGGAUACAUACAAAACGAACAUUCUUAUUAACAUCAAGGGAUAGAUUAAUCUUAUUAUCGUUCUAUGGGGGAAGUGCGUCAGUUGCAGCAAUUGCAGGUUGGAUUUUCUUCAAACCAGAUCCCGAUUUAGCAGGAAUAAGAUCAAUAACUUCAGUAUCAUAUGUAAUGUUGGAGUUUUUAGCUUUUACUCCAGUUUUUAUUGAACUUGAAAAAUUAUGGAUGUUUGAUGGUAUUAAUUAUAUUCGAGAAUUUAGACAACAUAAUGUAACUCCAUUCAUAUUUAUACUAUCGAGAUUUAUUUCAGUAUCAAUAUUGCAAAGUAUUCCUAUUGGUGCAAUAUUUGCAUCAAUAACUUAUUUCAUGUGGGGGUUGAGAGCAGGCGCUGGUCAUUUUUUCAUAUAUUUUGCAACUUCAAUAUUAAUAACUUUAAUCGGUAUGGCUACUGGAAUGCUUUGCUUUGCAAUCAGUCAUGAAUUUGCGCUAUCUACAAUGUAUUUAAAUUUCAUUUAUCAGUUACUUAAUAGUUCUUGUGGAUUUUUUGUUAUAAAUCCUUUGGGGUGGAUACGUUGGGUGAAAUAUAUCUCUUAUUUUUGGUAUGGAUUUGGUGCAUUAAGCGCUAAUCAAUUUACUGACUGGGUGGGAAAUUGUCCAUUCGAUUCGAAUGAUGAUAGAUGUAUACAAUAUACUGGGAACUAUCAAUUACAUUUAUUGAGGUUUCCUAAAGGAUGGGUUGGUGAACCUAUUGGUAUUUUAGUUGUUUGGCUUUUUGGAUAUUAUUUGAUGGCUUGGAUUGCAUUAAGUUUUAGAUCUUUCGAGACACAAAUGUCAAAAACUAUAAAAAAUAAGAUUGGAGAAGAAGAAGAAGAAGAAGUAGAGGAACAAAUAACAAGUUUAGAUACUGAAAAAACAAUUCUGAAUGAAGAAACGGUUGCAGUUAAGGAAAUUAAAGAUACAGAUCAUAGUGAUUUAAUAGAUAUUGACUUACGCAUUGAAAAUAUCAGUCUACAAACCAAUAUGAACCCACCUGAUUGGAUUUUACAAAAUGUCAAUGCAUCUUUCCAAUCAAGUUCAUUAAAUGUUAUAAUGGGACCAUCGGGAAGUGGUAAAACCUCCUUAUUAAAAUUAUUGUCAAAUAGAUUAUCUAAUGGUUUAAAUUCUAAUGGAGAUAUUAUACUAAAUUCGGAUCAAUACGUAACACCAAAGGAAUUAUCAACUAUUUCAUCUUAUGUUGCUCAAAAUGAUUCAACUUUAAUUCCAACACUAACUAUUAGAGAAACAUUAUAUUUUCAAGCAAAAUUAAGAAUACCCGAAGAAGACCGUAACAAUAUUCCAAAUAUUGUAAAUAAACUAAUUAGGAAAAUGGGUUUAGUUGAUUGUGCAGAUAGAGUCAUUGGAUCUGAAUUUAGCAAAGGUAUUUCGGGUGGUGAAAAAAGAAGAACUUCUAUUGCAAUUCAAUUAUUAUCACGUCAUAAUAUAAUCUUUUUAGAUGAACCAACUUCGGGUUUAGAUUCUCAAACUGCUUUAUCUAUUUUUAAGAUGUUGAAAACUUUAGCAGAAAAAGAACAUACCACAAUAAUUUUAACGAUCCAUCAACCAAAUGAAGACAUGAUUAAUAUCUUUGAUAGAUUAUUAAUCUUGAACCAUGGGAAAGUACUAUUUGAUGGACUUCAAGCUCAAUUGAUCAGCUAUUUGGAUUCCAUUGGGUUACCUCCUCCAGCAAAUACAAAUGUUGUCAAUUAUACUUUAGACAUCAUAGCAACAGAUAAAAUUUUGAAUUUCCAACCAGUAGAAUUUUUACCACCACUUAAAAAAUCACAACCAAUAGAUUUAAUAUCUUAUCAAUUAAAACAAGCACCAUUUUUAACAAUUUUAUAUACAUUAACAGUCAGACAAUUUUUGACAACUUGGAGAUCAAUUGAUAUAUUAUUUUCUAGAAUUUUUCAAGUGAUCUUAUUAGGUGUGGUUCAUGUUAUGUUUUUCACACCAUUGAAAAACAAUCAAGCUGGUAUAGUAAAUCGUUUAGGUCUCAUACAAGAAGUUCUAAAUUUAUACUUCAUUGGAUUAAUCAAUAAUAUUUCAUUAUAUCCAAAGGAAAGAGAAAUUUUUUAUCAAGAAUAUAAGGAUGGAUUAUAUGGAGUUAAAGAAUUUACAUUGUCUUAUCUAAUAAAUGAGUUACCUGGUGAAAUUAUACCAACUUUAAUUUUUAGUGCAUUAAUUGUAUUUGCAAUAGGAUUACCAAGAAAUGCAGCAAUGUAUUUUGGAAUGACUUUUGCAUGUUUUGUAUGUAUAAAUAUUGGAGAAUCAUUAGGAAUAAUCAUGUUGAGUAUAUUUGAUCAUUUAGGUGUAGCAACAAACAUCUUGGGUACAAUUAUGACAAUAGCUGUAUUUAUGGGAGGUACUAUGAGUUUACAAAUGCCAAUCUUUUUCAGAGCAUGGAAUUGGAUAAAUCCGUUAAAAUAUGCAGUUGGUAUAACUGCAAAAUUGGGGUUUUCAAAUCAAAAAUUUGAAUGUGAUACCACAAAUUGUUUAUUAGAUACUGGAGAAAAAGUUUUACAUUAUUAUAAAUUAAAUCAUAAUUUAAAAGUUUAUUUUGGUGCAUUAAUAAUUUGUUUAUUUAUUUAUAGAUUUAUAGCAAUUUUUAUUUUAACUAUAAGAGUUAAAAUUUUUUUAUAA